Bombus pyrosoma is the source of this 2239-nucleotide messenger RNA. Its product is annotated as odorant receptor 22c-like. Gene Ontology annotation, molecular function: olfactory receptor activity; odorant binding. Gene Ontology annotation, cellular component: plasma membrane. Gene Ontology annotation, biological process: detection of chemical stimulus involved in sensory perception of smell; sensory perception of smell. NCBI's taxonomy places the organism in Eukaryota, Metazoa, Arthropoda, Insecta, Hymenoptera, Apidae. The transcript has 6 exons. The record is from RefSeq and is a predicted model, not a curated record. The coding region runs from base 909 to 2033 and encodes 374 amino acids.
AAAUAACAGGGAUUUUUAGAUAUUAAAAACGCCACCACUUUUGCACUGGCCAUCUACACUAGAUCAUAUGAUACGUCAUUGGAAACCGGUCAAUUUUGUCUAAUGAAAUCACUUUCUUCUUUCUACCAUUUUAGGUAUACUUACCCUAUAGUUUAUCCCAGUUGUAUGGGAUAUAUAUGAAAUAUCUAACAUGUUAUAAAUAUACAGAAUAAUAUGUAUAUCACGAAAGUAUAAGUGUAUUUAUAUUAAGUGUAUUUAAAUUGAACAUGUCUAAUUGGUAAGAACCUAUUCUUCAAAAUAAACUUAACCUUUCCUUAUACGAUACAAUAGAUUUGUAUAAAAUUGUUUGAUAUGCCUACCUAUCACUAUUGAAACGAAUAUAUUCUUCUCUUCUUCUUAUUCGAACGUUAGAAUUCUACCUUUUUAUCGUUCUUUCUCCUUUAUCGAAUUCCUUUUUGUAUAAAUCUUCCGUUCCUUCGUAUUCCUCAGACAAACGUGAAAUGAAUUUUCUUUCUUUCUUUUUUUCUACAAAUUUCCAAUAUUCUCUGUUCUUGAAACGGAAAGUGUUGGAUAUCGGAAAAAAGAAAAAAGAAAAAGAAAAAUUGGGUAAACUUUUUCUUUUCCUUUAAUCAUAUAUUUAUGACUUCUAACUCUACAUGUUGCAACUUCGGUUAUACUUAUCUGUAUUCUUUGUUUGCCAUGAAUACUUUAUGGAUACACGGCCAAUGCGCAAGAAGUAACAUCUGAGACGUCUCACAAAUAUUUUCAGCAUACAACAGUGUUCAGUCGUCUAUGCACAAACGGUUUUAACGCAAACACUUUCCAGCCUGUCAUGCAGGAAUAAGAAGGACUGAAUAACAGACAUUAAUAAUUUCUAAAACUAUCACUUAUCGGUCAGUUUGUUUAAAAUGAUGCUUAGUAGAAGUAUCAGUCGCCCGGUAAUAAUUGGCCUACGAUUGAUUGGAAUUUGGCCAGGUUCAUCUUAUGAAAUUAUUGUCCGAUGCAUUUGGGUAGCUAACAUGAUGUCUGCGCAAGUAUUUCAGUAUCGGUAUAUAAUAAAGCAUAUUAGUUCUGGAAACUUGGCGGACGUAGUAGACAGUGUGAGCACCACUUUGCCUUAUAGUCUACUGUUCUUUAAAAUAAUUAGCUUUUGGAUUAAACGCGGAAUAUUUAAAAACAUAUUGAUAGGAAUGUCUCGCGAUUGGAUCGACACUUCUACUGCCAAACUUAACGUAGAUGUCAUGAUAAACAAAGCUGAACUUGCAUACCGUUGCUCAAACUUAAUUAUUGGCGUAUACGCCAGUGCCGUUUUUAUAUACGGCGGUAUGUUCCUGGAAUUCAGUCGUCAGGAUCAUGAGGACGGAUUUAAUAUAACAUCUCGGCAAUUGUUGAUAAAAAUGGACCUUCCGUUUGCAUAUUAUGAAAGUCCAAUGUAUGAAUAUGUAUUUGUUGUACAAUUUCUUCAACUAUUAGCUACUGGAAUUAGCAUUGCUAUGUUAGAUGCUUUGAUAAUUACAUUGAUACUUCAUAUCGGAGGGCAAAUAGAAAUGUUACACGAAGCUCUAAAAAAUAUUCCUAUCAAAGAUGAAAAACAUGGAUCAUUACGAAAUGUCAUUAAAUCAUUAACCGAUCAUCAUUACCGGAUUAUCCUUAAUUCGGAAUAUAUCGAAAAAUUAUUCUCGUAUAUCGCUUUGAUGCAAUUAUUAUGUAAUACAAUCGUCAUAUGUUGUAUAGGUUUCUUAAUAAUAGUCGCGGUUAAUUCAUACGGUGACAUAAAAAUACUUAUGAAAAUUUUGUUAUUUUAUAUCGCUAUUACGUUGGAAGCAUUUAUUUUUUCCUACGCUGGGGAAUAUCUUAGUAGUAAAAGCCUGUCAGUUAGCAGUUCAGCUUACGGUUCUUCAUGGUACUUAUUAGAACCUAGAAACAGACGUGUCGUGAUUCUUCUUAUGAUAAGAUCACAAAGAAGUUUAACGAUUACUGCUGGGAAAUUUAUGGACUUGUCUAUGAUCGGCUUUGCAACUAUUAUGUAUUAACAAAGAAAGGGCGAAAGCUUUCGAUGACACAACUUGAUACUGACGUAUUAUAUGAUUUCAAAAAUACAUACACAGUACGCAUAUUUGGUAUACCGCAUGUUAUCACAUAUAUUCUUUUAACUUUUUAGAUUUUAAAAGCUUCUGCAUCAUAUGUAUCGGUAUUGUAUGCGAUGUACUGAUUACAUAGGAGUUCAUCACAACGAAUA